UGCACUUAAAUGUCAAAAAAAAAACACUCUAAAACUAACAUUCGGGUUUCCCAAAUUGACCUCCCAAAAAUAAUCAAAAAUAUAUAUUUUGUUAGGUUAAAAAACUUCUUAAUAAUGGCUGCUGUUCCCGAAGUUGUCCGUGGAAAGGACUACGUUCGUCUGCCGAUUUACUCCAGCUGGUACCGACGCAAGCUCAACCCAAAGAGGAACAAACCAAACAAAAAGUGUCAAAAUCUGCCUGCAGCUGUCAGGACUUUCAUCAGCAAUCAUCUCAAGCAUUAUUUCCAUACGCAAACAGUACGACAAGGCAAAGCAGUCCGCGGCCUAACCCCAUACCUGAAAGUGAUUUUGACAGCUAAUGUAUUCACUGUGGUGCUGCUCAUUGGCAUGGUCUUCCUGCCCUUCCUGUUCUACUUCUUCGUAGAGGACUCGUAGAAGGAGCAGCUGCAUAACAGGGAUGCCCAAACUAAGGCCUAGGCGAUGUUACAAUCGUUUUAAUUUAU
Messenger RNA from Drosophila obscura, 503 nucleotides. RefSeq lists its product as uncharacterized. Bases 10 to 435 code for a protein of 141 amino acids. The record is from RefSeq and is a predicted model, not a curated record. Lineage: Eukaryota; Metazoa; Arthropoda; Insecta; Diptera; Drosophilidae. The transcript is spliced from 2 exons.